UCACUAGCUGCGCAUCACCCCACAUCCGGAAGUACCACCACUACGGUGUAUCAUAACGCAAGAGACUUCAAGCUGUAUUUUCGCUAUUGUACAGGUAAUUCAUGAACGCAUCGCGAAGCUCUUGGACCGUCAGCUCGAGAUAUGGUCUCGGUCCUGCACAAAUCUCUCCUGGACACGAUGAACAGCACUUCUGGCAAGAGCUGCUGUUCAUAGAGCCCGACCAUGCCUUUCUAACGCGUCUUCUAUCCACACUUCCCAAGGACGAGUGCCUCAGUACACACAAGCUCCUGUUCCAUACUCUCUUUAAAGUCUGCCUCUCGUUUGCAGCCGACCGCAAGGGCAAGGAGACUCGCUCACAUGCCGUCGACACGCUCUCUAUCAUACUCCGUACUGUGCUCGCCAAGAACCUAGCAGGAUGGGAAGUGAUGGAAAUCUUUGCCAUUAGAGUGAACGAAGCCGACACCGGUGUUCAUGGUACGGUCGACGUGGCAUCGUCAGCUCUACUGCAGGCUCACCGGCGGAUAUAUAGGAAGACUCUUCGACACCAGGUUCUCCAACUAACUGUUGUCUUUACGUGUAGCAUCAGCCAGUUAAGCCCGGGCGCGUAUCUCCUGCGCCGGGAUCUCUUUCCUUGCAUCGUCAAGGUCAUUACAUCUCCAGAUACUCAACGCUUUACUUUUGAAGCCUCGCUCCUCCUCUCCAUCCUUGCGAAUUUUCACAAAUCCGAUGCAGCGAGGCUUAAUCCAUACCUCCAACGCAUACGCGAUACGCAAGAUACAGAACUUAUGCGCAAGAUUUGCUGGGCAGCGGGGUUUGCUCUCGAUGCUGCUGUGAAGGCAUACCAAGAAAUUUCAGACGAUUCGAUACCCACAUUCACAAAGAGUAUCGGAGCUUUGCUCACUUCGCUCCGACCCGACCGCGCGUUAGUAGGGCAGUCAUUCGACCCACCUCGAGAGCUCUUCAAGAAUCAACCUAUCGAGGCUACUGUUUCUCUCCUACCCGUUUUCGAGUUCCUUUUCUUCAAUACACUUUUUGCGCAGGUGCUAUUGGACACGGUACCUUCACCUGACACCAAGCCAUCCGACAGCAAACACAGCGCACGGGUAUCUCCGCUAGCAUAUAACAUCCUCUCACUAUCAUCCUAUGUGUUAACACAUGCCUCAUCUUCGGCGUCAACACGCACCUUGGCAUAUGCAAGCCUUGCACUGAAUACCCUUCUUGUGAUAUCUGAGAACACGUGUAUAAUAUCGGUCUUUUGUAAGCCUGCCUCUUCAAAGGAGGCAAUCAGGCUCUGUCGGCAGAGACUUCCGCUCCUCCCGGUACCAUCACCCACGCGUGCACCAGUGUGCGCACUUCUAGAUUGUUGUAUAUUAUGGCUGCGUCAUAAUCUGCAUAAGCGGCUCGAGGUUUACACGUUUACAACAUGUAUCUGGACGUGCCAUCGCGUCAUAUGGUAUUUGCAGAAGGAGAGAAUUCGCUUAGAUUAUGACUGGCUCGAAUUGUGGAAAGCUGUCGUUGGCUUACUUGGGUUUAUUUCGGGCAAGCUAGAGAGUCUGGCAACUACCGGAGGCAUCGAGCGACUGGUUCAAGAGACUAUCCGACUACUUGACCUCGCGUUGCGCAGAGCGGACCUAUUUUUGCCCACACCCACCGCCCUUCAUGAGUUCAUCUAUGAAGUUGUCCGCUCUUCCGCGGUCAUUCGGAAGCAAACGCUGCUUUUACAAUCGCUAGGACAGCCUACAUCCGCAGACCGUGGGGCAUCACUGCGUUCUGAUAGCGCGUCCAAAGCGCUGGCUCGUGUUCUUUCCACAGUUGCCUACUACGAGGGAAAACUUUCUUCUGCUGGUAUACGCAGUGCCAAAGACGCAUUCCGAAUUGUCUCGAAAGACAUCGAGCAAAAUGGAUUGCACAACGCACACGAUGCGGAUGACACAGACCCACCGAAACACGCGGAGGAUGUCGUCAGUUUUAUCCGGGUUGCAUGUACAGAUGGCCUGGCGCUGAUGUCAUGAGCGCAAGAAAUGUCGUGCAUGUCAAAUACAUAUUUUAUGCAAUGGGGCCGGCUGGCGAUUCAGCGGGGUUCCGCUUCCGUUGUGAUUGUUUGCUAGACUCUUAUGAGGUUAGAGAUGUGCGAUCACGACACGUAGUUGGGUUGACUCGGUACCUGUAUUUACGGUGUGUUCCGUGGUGGCCAACACCUCCAACAGACUCCGCCGCCUCGACCUCCGUUGUGGAAGGUUUUCACUGGAUAUGAGCACAACUCUAUCAGCCUUGAGCGUCUAGAUAACCACGUGCGAAGGUGAAAAAACUUUUUUCAAAUGACCAUAAAUGGGAUAGGGCGGUCUCCGAGCAGCAUCGAAAGGAAUUGAAAUAGAGGUCGAUGAUCAAU
Suillus paluster is the source of this 2389-nucleotide messenger RNA. RefSeq lists its product as uncharacterized. Bases 102 to 2012 code for a protein of 636 amino acids. Lineage: Eukaryota; Fungi; Basidiomycota; Agaricomycetes; Boletales; Suillaceae. Gene Ontology annotation, cellular component: cytosol. Gene Ontology annotation, biological process: regulation of Golgi organization. The record is from RefSeq and is a predicted model, not a curated record. The transcript has 13 exons.